AUGCUAGGCACAAAUAUAUUCGUACUAUUGUCUGUCCUAUUCAAUUUGACUCUCAGUUUCAAUAUUGAUGCCAAUGUAUUAGGCAAAGAUGAAGACAUUGCAGUAGAUCCAGAAUAUCGCGGCCAGUAUAAGGGUAUUAAUAUUGGUGGUUGGUUAGUGACUGAACCUUACAUCACUCCAUCACUGUACGAGAACGCCAUGGAUCUGGCAAAGAAAAAAGGUUCAAACGUAACUAUUAUUAACGAAUACACUUUGUGUGAAGCAUUGGGAUACGAUGAUGCCAAGGAACUGUUAGACAAUCAUUUCAAAAGCUGGAUUACUGAAGAAGACUUUAAGAAGAUUAGUGAAGAAGGGUUCAACUAUGUCAAGAUUCCCAUCGGGUACUGGGCGUGGAAAAUUGACAACGAAACAAAUUUGUAUCCAGGGAAUCAGACUUUCAGCGACCCUUACGUGAAUAGCAAUCAAAAGGAAUAUCUUGACAAGGCUAUAGACUGGGCAUUGAAAUAUGAUCUCAAGGUAUUGGUCAACGUAUAUGCAGUUCACAAUUCAACAAAUUACAUAGAUGAUUUUGAUUCUGAUAGUUAUUACUUUUGGAAAUAUGAAAAUGCAACGGAAGUAAUUUCUGUAAUUCUAAAAGAUUAUUAUGAUUAUAUGUUAAAUAUAGAUUAUCCAUCUUCUCUGGUCGGACUUGAGGUAUCAUUUACCCCAAUAGAUGGUAUAUUUUUUGGGCAAAACGAUUUAAUCGACUUUUAUACAGAUCUCUUUGACUACUAUGAAAGUGCAAAGGAAAGUAUCAAAAGCCCUAAUCCAAAUAUAACCUUUAUCCUUGAGCAAAAUGGCCCAACAUACAACAUGACGUAUCACGACUUGGAUCGUGACUUCUAUAAUAGUUCGAGUCCUUAUUACAAAGGAGUUGGUUAUAGAUCAGAUGCACGUCUAGCUGAAGCCGAUGAUUCAUAUUUCCUAUAUGCAUAUUCAAAAGAUAUUUUUGAUCAAUAUAAUGGUACCGAUGAAUAUCUCGAUGUAUUAUAUAACUAUCAAAGGAAUCUAACUGGUGAGCCUGACUUUCCUAUAACUUUCGUAGGUUCCUGGAGCGGUGCAUUGACUGAUUGCACACCUUGGAUUAAUGGUAUAGGUUAUGGGUCAGACUAUGAUAAUACAUAUGAUGAAGGUGACAAUGAUCACUAUAGUGACUAUAACGAAGGUUAUACUUGUGUUUCUCAAAAACCUAUUGACCAGUGGCCUGAAGAAUACAAGGUUCAAGUUAGAAAGUUUAUCGAAGUUCAAUUGUCAAGGUUCAAUACUUAUAAUAAAGGUUGGUUUUUUUGGAACUGGAAAACCGAAAGUGCACCUGAAUGGGAUUACCAAAAACUGAGAGACCAUAAUUUAUUCCCACAUCCAUUUGACAAUUUUACGUAUUACAAUACGAAUGGUGAUUUGAACUUGGCUGGUUCUGAUAACAACAGUUCUCCUUCCUCGACUAAAACAUCACUUAAUACCUCAUUGAGCGUUCGUAGUAGUGUUGUAAGCUCAUACAAAGCCACUACUUCCAAAACAACGAGCAAGACAGAUAGUUCAAGUAUCUCCAUGUAUGGUGGUAAAACUAGCUCAACCAGCUCCACAAGUUCCACCAAUUCCAACAGCACAGCGGCUUCACACAAGAACGGGACGUGUGCUAUUAAGAGUUUUAGUAUUUUAACUUCAAUAUUCUCUUGGAGUUUGACGCUGAUUAGCUUGACUUGCGGUAUAGCGUUAUUUGUUUAA
This is a messenger RNA of Vanderwaltozyma polyspora DSM 70294, 1764 nucleotides long. RefSeq names its product exoglucanase repeat family protein. The coding region runs from base 1 to 1764 and encodes 587 amino acids. The transcript has a single exon. Gene Ontology annotation, molecular function: glucan exo-1,3-beta-glucosidase activity. Lineage: Eukaryota; Fungi; Ascomycota; Saccharomycetes; Saccharomycetales; Saccharomycetaceae. Gene Ontology annotation, biological process: glucan catabolic process. Gene Ontology annotation, cellular component: cell surface; extracellular region. The record is from RefSeq and is a predicted model, not a curated record.